Molecule: messenger RNA, 294 nt
Organism: Prunus armeniaca (apricot)
Lineage: Eukaryota; Viridiplantae; Streptophyta; Magnoliopsida; Rosales; Rosaceae
Source: the annotation of a GenBank genome assembly
AUGUACCCAAAGAUUUGUUUCAGAAGCAGAAACCUUUCUCUUCAAGUGCAUGUCAACCUCUUGGUCUUUGCACAAGACAAGAGAGAGAAGUGCCUUUUCUCCUUUCUCAGCUCUCACUCCUCACUUCUCCCUUCCUCAGACUCGGAGGGAUUACACACAGAGACAGCAGACACAGCUAAAGCUACAGCUACAGCUCAGCUGCAUGCAGCAGAGAUGUCAGACUUCGAUCGACUAAAUAAAAGAGAGACACAGCUUCAAUUCAAUAGGAGGAGGGAAGGGAAGGGAAGUGUGUAG